AUGUCUUCCUCCUUCCCCUUGCUACGUUCCAAUACAGCAUCUUUACCACUUCUCCACCCUGCUUUACACCAGUUUCAGAGUGGUGGCAGCAUAUACCAAGGUAACGCUGGCGGAAGUCAAAUAGUUGAAGAUAGAAGCUUUUACUCAAGUCCAGGAAUAACAAGUUACGGAUAUCCAUCUACAUGGUCAAGUUACUUACCACCAUCGACAACCGGUUUCUCAACUCCACCAUGGUCAACUUACCCACCACCAACAUUCCCUGGUUAUUUACCUCCACCAUGGUCAUCUUACCCGCCACCAACAUUCCCUGGUUACUUACCUCCACCAUGGUCAACUUACCCACCACCAACGUAUCCUGGUUACUUACCUCCACCAUGGUCAAGUUAUCCACCACCAACGUCUCCUGGUUAUUCACCUCCUCCAUGGUCAAGUUACACACCACCAUCGACUGGGGGCUGCUCAUCACCACCACCUUCAGAAACUUUCCAUUUCUAUGUACCUCCUCCACCAAUAUCACCACCGCCCCCGCCCCCACCCCCACCACCGACACCACCACCAAUGGCAUUGAUAGCGCCCCCUUUAAAGGUACAGGGUCAAACGGUGGGCAGAAGCGGCGGACCGGCCACUAGCCGUCAUACACUAAACACUCGCGUUCAGUCACCCCGUUCUCAGCCUUCCUAG
Belonocnema kinseyi is the source of this 681-nucleotide messenger RNA. Its product is annotated as extensin-like. The record is from RefSeq and is a predicted model, not a curated record. The transcript has 3 exons. Bases 1 to 681 code for a protein of 226 amino acids. NCBI's taxonomy places the organism in Eukaryota, Metazoa, Arthropoda, Insecta, Hymenoptera, Cynipidae.